This is a messenger RNA of Phycodurus eques (leafy seadragon), 5987 nucleotides long. RefSeq names its product zinc finger protein 281b (gene znf281b). The transcript has 6 exons. Bases 1353 to 3869 code for a protein of 838 amino acids. Gene Ontology annotation, molecular function: DNA-binding transcription factor activity, RNA polymerase II-specific; RNA polymerase II cis-regulatory region sequence-specific DNA binding. Lineage: Eukaryota; Metazoa; Chordata; Actinopteri; Syngnathiformes; Syngnathidae. The record is from RefSeq and is a predicted model, not a curated record. Gene Ontology annotation, biological process: regulation of transcription by RNA polymerase II.
UAUUACCAAGUAUUGGAGUCACUUAUUUGCGCUAACAUUUGAUAGGUCAAGUUGCAAAUGAGUGUGUAAACAAUACAACACAGUGUAAAAAACAACAAUAUACUAAAAAUUUUACAUUUAGGCUAUGGGUUAUAUGUGGCUUCAGAGGAAACAAAGUACCAUGUAGAGAGACAGCUGGACUGUUAUGUAAGGAUUCUUCACCUGUAUAAUUUGUAUUUACUUACGUCCGCCACUGUACCUUUUAAUGAGAAAUUUAACAGGAUUAUUCACUAAUCUAGAAUCUGAACCGACUAAAUAUUACUGUUGCGGUAAGGCAUAUUUGCUUUCUUGAUAGGCCAAGGUGCAAAAGCAAGGUGCCAAAUGUAAGUGCAUAUUUUAGAUUGAAUUGUAGACAGAUGUCUAGACUGCUAUAAACGGUUUAUCAACUGUAUUAUUUGUCCAAUAUUACUUACUGUGGAAAAACUUCACCGACUAAUUAUUAUUGUUGCAGUCAGAAUUAUAUAGUACGCUUUUACAUUUGAUAGACUAAGGUGCAAAAGAGUGUUGAAAACAUUAGUAAUUACGUCCAAACUUUACAUUUUGCGUUACGCAUGGCUUCAUAAAAACCAGUGUAUGUAUGUUUUAGAUUAAAUUGCAGGCAGGUGUCUGGAUAGAUAUACAAAUUUUCACCUCCAGUAUUACUUAAUGUGCCAUGUCUGUCGCUAUACAUCUGUAAAGGCAUUUAACACAAUUAUUUGCUAAACUAGGAGGGGGAAAAAAAUCCAAGGUAAAUAUAUUUUAAGGCUUCCAGUCACUUAUUCCCUGUAAAUCCAAUUAGGUAAUUAAUGGGCUACUGUGUGGAAACAUUCUUCUGUAGUUCUGUUUACACAAUGAAGCAACCAUAGCUACAAUUUGGCAGAGUAGACUGUCCCUGUAUUUUCUUCUCUGCCCUAUUUCAAUUAAUUUUGAGUUUGUGUCUUUGAAAGUGCUUUAACAUGUUCAUUGUGUUGCCUGUGAAUUUAGAAAUUUGAAGCUCUUUCAAAGGCGACACAGAUUCGUGUCUUGGUCGCCAUUUCAGUUUUGAUACGCAUAUUGUCACAGACUUGGUGAAUAUUCUUCUUUUCACGCACUUUUUUUGUGUGAAAAUGUUACAAAAAGCUGAAUAAAGUCAAGCCGGCAUUAUGGGUUAUGGCAGUUUAGUUUCCAACAUGUAAAAUGUUCAAAUGCUUUAAGCCAUUCGACCAUCGUUAUCCAGGUACCUCUGUAAUUUUUUGAAGAGUGUUUGUGUCUGUCCUCUUUUUCAGGGUGUUCUCCCGCAUUCCUAUUUAGAGUUAUUGGCCUGGCCCGCGCCUGCACACAGCAAAACUACCACCAUGAGUAUUAUCCAAGACAAACUUGGCAAUGAGUUUUUGCGCAACGGUGGCAUGGACCCCAAUUUUGCACCCGGCAUGCUCAUGUUCAGCCACUUACCGCCCGUCACCAGCUUCACGCGGCUGACGUCGCAGUCGGUCAUGGGUGAACUCCCGCAGGAGAUGGUUCUCAAGAAGGAGCGCGACUCGCCCCCGGACCACCACAGUGCCAGUCUGGCCAACGCGAGCGGCUUCCUCCACAGCAUGGGCAUCAAGCAGGAGCGGCUAAGCGAGCUGGAUUAUCGCAUGCCUCUCUACGGCGGAGGAGGAGGCGGUGGCGUGCCGAUGAAUUGUGCCGGCGCGGGGAAGAGCGGCGACGACAUGCCGGACAUGUCUUACGGCAACCACCACCAAAAUCACCAUAACAUGCUCCUGCACGACCUCACCCACAGCAACGUGCGCUCCCUUGGAGAACCGAUGUCAGGACGAUCGGGUAAAGAGCCAAAAGAUUCCUCGGGUAAAAGAGGGAGGAGGACCAAUGGGGACGGACAGGGAGGCAAAGCUCGAAGGAAACGCAACGACGCUGCAAAGGGCAUGAUGUUGGAUGCGGAUGGAGCCUGCCUGUCGCCCAACUCCAAACCACAUAUCUGCGAGCACUGUAACGCUGCCUUCCGCAGCUCCUAUCACUUGCGCAGACAUGUGCUCAUACACACAGGUGAGAGGCCUUUUCGGUGCAGUCAGUGUAACAUGAGCUUCAUUCAGAAGUACCUGCUCCAGCGGCAUGAAAAGAUCCACAGUGGGGAGAAGCCGUUCAGCUGUGACCAGUGCAACAUGCGGUUCAUCCAGAAGUAUCACAUGGAGCGACACAAAAGAACGCAUAGUGGCGAGAAGCCAUAUCGAUGCGAUACAUGCCAACAGUUUUUCUCAAGAACAGACCGGUUACUGAAGCACAAGCGGACUUGCGGAGAAGCCAUAAAGAAGGGUCUGGACCCAAACAUGCUGGAGCUCAGCGACGCCGAGCUCGGCCAGGGCAGCUAUUCACUCACUCAGGGAAACGCGACCACCUCCGGACGCAAGCGGGCAAAGUCUAAAAACGGGGAGGGCGGCGAGCGCAAGAGAAAGAAGAACGCGGCUGCGUCCAUGGCGGCCCCGUCCUCUGCGGCGAUGGCGCGUGACAUAGGCCUGCAGGACUACAGCAUGGAGCAGCCCUCGGGCUCCGCCAUGCAGGGGCGCUCUCCCAAAUUGGUCUUUAAAAAAGCGGGCCGUAAAGGGCUGGAUAAAGUCCUCCAUUCUUUAGAAGACAGCGCUGACGGACAAAAACUAUUAGGCCAAAAAGCCGGCGGCAUGGAUCACGUUGAUGCUAUCGGGCUUGAUAACAUGGGUCUGCUCCAGGGAGGCGGGAGCAACAAGCAGGGCCCCGCCACCAGCAGCAACUACGACGAUGCAAUGCAGUUUGUGAAAAAGCGGCGAUACCUCCACGCCGUCAACAAUGACUACGGAGCGGGCGCUCUUCACAUGGCGUCGCAGGGGGGCAGCGUCAUCCAGGUGUCCCUGGGGCCUGAACCCACGCUAACCAUGCUGGACACCUCCCCCCUGGAACUCAAACACGACAAGUCGGGCAUUCCGGACGAGGUUCUGCAAAGCCUGCUGGAGCAUUACAGCCAUAAGCCGGAGGGAGUGCACCACCACGAAGUAGCUUUCGACCUGUCCGACCACCCGCACCACGUGGACCUCCAGCCGGCCGCGCCCGUCACCCCCGAGCUGGAGGACGAAGCGGCCAAUGGGAGUGAUAAAACUGCGGUGAUGAGCGAGUACUCCAAGUUCCUUUUGCAGGCCCUGGAGCGCACCAGCCACAGCGGGCCCUUUCCCAGCCUCGGUGCCACGGGACCCUUCCCGCUCCUGUCCAGCAGCUCUAGUCCCACAGGACCCCUGUUUUCCGACAAGCACGUCUAUAGCACAUCACCGCUAGAUUGUGGCUACCCCACUGCUGUUUCUUCACCGCUGCCCAUCGCCGCCCCCUCCUCGACCACCUCCUCCACCUCGUCCAAAUCCCACUACGGCAUGUUGGUGGGCUCCCCCUCCCAAUCGGGCUUCCACCUUACUUUGGAGCCAGCCAGCCACCAGCAGCUAACGCCAUCUCAGGAGCUGACGGAGCAGCUGGAGAAGCAGCACUCCCCCGGAGCCUUCAACCUACCUCCCCAGGAUCUGACUGCCCAGGCGGAAAGCUCCAAGGGGCAACAAGCCAAGGCCGGGGGCAGCGCCACCCCCGCCAACGGUUCAAGCUACUCAGACCUGUCUCCUUUGAAUCCCCCGAAAGAAUCCACGACGUACCAGAUUGAGAAUUUCGCCCAGGCCUUCGGCUCCCAGUUCAAGUCAGGACGCCGCACCCCUCUUAGCUACGGCAGCGACCCCGGGGCGGAGGUGGACCACAGAAUACGGACUCCGGUCUCAGAAUUCUCAGGGUAUACCAGCUUGUUAGCUGACGUCAGCGAGCCAGUGAGUACAGGAUCAAAAACCCCGACAAGCCAAAGUUUCAGAUAAGGGUCAAACGAGGUUAACCAAGUUAGGGGGGGUGCGGUUCUUGUCCAUCCUACGCCUUCCCUUCAUCACAAUUUUGUUCUUGUAGAAAAAUGAUUUUUUUAUUUUAAACACUGCCAUUAAAUGUUGAUGCAAAAUGACCAGGGAGGGUCUUACAUGGCCUCAAAUGCAAUUUUUUUUAAUUGUUAUUUUUAUGUAUUUAGUCGCUUACAAUUUGGUUGGGAAAAUGAUACAGUUUUAAAUGAACGUAAACCAUCGAUUUAAAUGUAAUUUAAAACUAUUUGAGGGUAGAGAUGAACUUGUAUUUCUUAUUACUUUCGGAACCCUAUCUUACCAAUCAUCAUACUGUUGUAAAAUAAUGUUGAUGAUGACAAAAAAAAAAAAAAAAACUUGUGGCAGGGAAAGCCCAGAAUUCAAAUGGCAAAAAAAAAAAAAAAAAACCUAUAUAUUGUCUGUUACAAGAAAUGUAUUAACUCAGGAAAUAGGCAAAAUUGUGUAAGACUUUGUAUUAUGCGAUGCAAUUAGCACAGUUUUUACAGGUGUACUUGUGACAGGUGAUCGAUCUACAAAGCUUUUUUUUGGGUGGGGGGGUGCGUUUUAUUUUGAAAUUUUACUACUCAUGGUCAUGUUUGUGCUCUCCUGUGUGUUUUAGUCCAAAUGACGGUACUGUUGCAUGUCAAUGUGAAGCCGGCCUGUAGACUCACCAGCCUGUAGAAAAGAAACACGUUGGACUGAGAGCACAAUGGACAGCAAGCAAACAGUCGCCUCACUCGUUUUUUUUGUCAAUGGAAUCAAACAAGCACUUUUUUUUUUCUUUCCCCAAACAUAUCAUCAGAAACAAUAACCCAUUCAAUUUGUAAUUGUUAUGAUAAUAUUGCUUAUUUUAAAAGGAGAAAACUGUGAACAAGGGUUUUGGGAGGGUGGAAUGGUGGUUUUAAUGGGGAUGUCCUUUUUUUUGUUUGUUUGGUUUUUUUUCUGCUAGGAGGGGGUGGGACAGGGUUGAAUUAUUAUUAUUUUUUUUCUUGUGGUUUGUCAGGUGAUGUAAAAAGAGGAUUUGCCAUAAUUUUGUGAUACACUAUUUUGAGAGUAGCUCUUGUAUUUAAGUGUUUCUCCAGAGCUCGGAUGACAUGCUGGAACCUUCUCUCUCUCUCUCUCGCUCUCUCUCUCUCUCUCUAUUUUUAAAUUGUAUUUAUUCUCCAUUAGUCGCCACACACCUUUGUAGCACCAGUGCAGCAGAAGAGUUAAUUUAUACAACACGCCUCCUGAAUAUGCAGCAGUCCUGCACUCACAGGAAUGAACAAUGGCCUUCUUUGUCUUCCGUGGUUAAAGCCAUUCUCUCUAUCCCGGCCGCCAGGGUUGAUAUUUAAUUUAGUCGAUUUCCUGUGAACCUCACCAGCCUCUUUUGCCCCCUACUCGCUUCCCUCCCCAACUGGUUUUCUGGGACUCUGAAGCUGCAAGGGGGGGGAAAAAAAACUUGACCGACCAGCCACUUCCCUCCAAACACACUAUGCUUUUAACGGAAAUGGAGAGAAAAAGACGAUAAGAUUGACUAAAUAUACCUCAUAUCACAAAAAGCGUAUAAAAGCAGGGACACGCGUUUCAUUGUAUGUAGUGGAAAUAUUUGUAGAAUAGUUUCGACUUAUUGUAUCAUCAUUUUUACACUGCCUGUGUUUACAAUGAUAGAGCAAGUGACUUGUCAAAAUGGAAAGUGUAUUUCAUUUUUUUUUUUUUUUUUUUUUUUUUUAUAAAAUGUAAAAACAUCCAUGCCAAGCAGUGUUGCAUUCUAGAUGCCUCGUAGGACUUUUUUUUUGUUUGUUUCCUCUCUCUCAUGGUAUAUCCCUUAUUUUUGUUACUUGCCAUAACGUGUUUUUGAUAUGAACUCUAGAAGGAUAUUGUUUACAAAAAUGUACAAAAACGCUAAAAAAUGUUUUUGUUUUUGGGACUUUUUAAGUAUGCAUGAUUUUAAUGGCUUUUUUCUGACUUGUCACCUCAAUACCAAAUGUUGUAGCAGAAGCCUCCCCUUUCCUUUGUCUCAUUAGUACUAGACCCUCGUGACAUGAUUUCCCGGGCUGUACCUGUUAUUGAGAUGAUGAACGGAUUAGAGAAGCCAAUAAAAACCUC